ACACUCACAGUUUGGCUUUAGUGUCCAGGAGUGUGAAGAUCAGGGAAGAUCAAACUACCUACUGUAGGUUGACCCCUGAGCCUCCGCGUCUCCCCUUCAAGGAUACAGGUCGCACACUAGGGACACCAUCACAGAACAACUAGGCUACAUCACGUCUCCUGUAUGUGUUUACAGAAGAGUGUGUUUCCAACCUUGCCAAAGCCACAAUGUCACAAUUCUGUACAAUGCCUACUGGAGAGAGGAAGAAGCGUGCCGCAGCUAUUUGCCGAGAGGUCCAUGGUACCAAUGGGGACGUAAUGGAUCUCGGAAAGAAGCUCAGCACUCCUAAAGACAUUAUGUUGGAGGAGUUAUCGUUGCUUUCCAACAGAGGUUCCCGGCUUUUCAAAAUGCGCCAGAGGAGAUCUGAAAAAUAUACAUUUGAAAGUAUCCAAAAUGAGGCAAAUGCACAGCUGAAUAAUGAUAUUUUAUCUAAGAAUAUACACACGGUGGAAAUUAAAGUGGAUGCACCAGCUGAUGGAAAUACUGCUAAUCCAGAAAUCACUGUUUCAGACACGACUGCAGAGAACGCCACAGCUAUGCCCAAGUCCUACCACUCCCCAUGGGAUCAGGCAAUCCUCAGUGACCCCGACCUCGCAGAAACUCUCAAACUGACAAUGUCAGCACCAGACCGACAACCAGAUCUUCCUGAGUACAAAAGCUUUAACCGGGUUGCCACUCCUUUUGGUGGCUUUGACAAAGCUCCCAGAGGAAUCACAUUCAAGCUCCCCGAGGUGGACCUGAACCCGCCCAUGUACCCAGAUCUGCAGGAGCCGGGGGUAAAGCGACCCACUUUCAACAGGACGGCCCAGGGGUGGAUAUCUGAGGGCACCCAUCUUAUCCUACCCACUGUUAUCCUGGAGCCCAACAAAAUUCCAGAGUCUGAUGACCUGUAGAUGGUCUUACUGUAUAUUAUGUGGCAACAUAAGGUUGGCUGUAGUAUUUUGGCCCCGCCUGUGAUGACAGCAAAACAGUCGUUUAGUAGCACAGUCACAAUUCCUUACCAAUCUUUUGAUUGAUCCCCCAUUUAAUU
Molecule: messenger RNA, 1069 nt
Organism: Perca fluviatilis (European perch)
Lineage: Eukaryota; Metazoa; Chordata; Actinopteri; Perciformes; Percidae
Gene: myoz2b
Product: myozenin 2b
Exons: 6
Coding region: 207-932 (241 amino acids)
Cellular component (GO): Z disc; actin cytoskeleton
Molecular function (GO): FATZ binding; telethonin binding; actin binding
Source: RefSeq, a predicted model, not a curated record